Messenger RNA from Pseudozyma flocculosa PF-1, 3141 nucleotides. RefSeq lists its product as uncharacterized. The transcript is spliced from 3 exons. Lineage: Eukaryota; Fungi; Basidiomycota; Ustilaginomycetes; Ustilaginales; Ustilaginaceae. Bases 1 to 3141 code for a protein of 1046 amino acids. The record is from RefSeq and is a predicted model, not a curated record.
AUGGCUCAACGGCAUCCUCGAGGGCCUCUGGGAGGUGCUCAACCCGCAGCUCUUCUCGUCGCUCGGCGGCACGCUCGAGGACGUGAUGCAGGCGAGUAUCCCGGGCUUUGUCCACGCCGUCAAGGUCGUCGACGUGGCGCAGGGUUCGACGCCGCUCCGCCUCACGGGCCUGCGGAUCCUGCCGGACAACGACAAGGACAUCGAGGUGCUCCACAAGGCGGCGCAGCGCGAGCUGCGAAAGAAGCGCCUCCGCGAAAAGGUCAUGAAGGACCCGCACGAGGAAGAGGUGCUGCGGCGGCUCGAGGAGGAGGACGCCCGCGACACGCGAGGAGCCUCAAAAGGUCCGCAGACGGCCGAGGAGCUCGACUCGGGCAAAAAGGUGCGCGGCGAAGAGGGCGCCGGCUCGACGUUUAUCAACGUCGAGCUGGCCUUUGUCUACCGCGCUCGGCCGACGGUCAAGACGGUGGCCAGCAAGAGCCGAAACGCGCAUCUCCAGAUCAAGUUCUGGCUAGGGGCCAGGAAGGUCUACAGCGUGCCGCUGCCCGUGCUCGUCGAGAUCUCCGCCUGGUGGGCCGCGUGCGGAUGCGCGUCCAGCUGACGCCCGACCCGCCGUUUGUCAAGAACGUGACCCUCUCGCUCGUCGGCCUGCCGCGCGUCGGCGUCGAGGUGGUCCCCUUUCUGCGCCUCAACACGUCUAACCUGCCCUUUAUCAGCAGCUUCAUCCAGAGCUCGAUCGACGCCGCCACGAGCGAGUACGUGGCGCCCAACAGCCUCACGAUGGACGUCGGCGAGAUUCUCAUGGGCGACAACAUCAAGCGCGAGGUCGACGCGCUCGGCGUCCUGGUCGUCUACAUCCACUCGGCCUCGGACCUCGAAGCGCAGGACCUCGGCGGCUCGAGCGACCCGUAUUGCACCGUCAGCCUGGCCAAGUACGGAAAGGUGCAGUACGCGACGCGCGUGGCGCUCAACGACCUCUCGCCGCGCUGGGAGGAGCGCCACGUCAUGACCAUCUCGCCCGAGGCGGUGCGGGCGCGCGAAAAGGUGGCCAUCGCACUGUGGGACUCGGACCGCUUCACGCCCGACGACAUGCUCGGCCGCGCCGAGGUCGACCUGCUGGAGCUCGUGAACCGGCCUGGCCGCCUCUUCCGCCGCAAGGACCCGCUCAUCGGGCUCAGCCGCGAGAUGAAAAAGGAGGGCACCAUCGAGUGGUCGGUCGGCUUCUUUGCCAAGGCGCCCAACCGCCCGAGCCGCGAAAAGGCCAAGGGCAUCGAGCAGAUGGUCGAGGGCAAGGGCGGCGGGGACAAGGGCGAGGGCAGGAGCGGCGGCGACGGCGACGGCGACAGCGAGGGCGACGACGACGACAACGGCCGCAAUGACCCCGUCGACGAGACCAAGUGGGACGCGGCGGGCGAAGCGACCAACCAGGUGCGGCGACUGUCGCAGGAGGCCGUCAAGGAGGGCGAGAGCUUUGCCGACCAGAUGCUGCGCCAGGACGACGGUCGGCAGACGAGGCACCAGGAGACGGCGGUCCAGUUUGAGCCGCCCAACCCGUCGCUCCCCUCGGGCAUCCUCUCGAUGCAGAUCCACCAGAUUGCCAACCUCGAGAGCGCCGACCACGGCGGCGGAUCGUCGCUGCGGCGGCGCAGAAACGGCCCCGGCCAAGACGUCGAGACCGUCGAGACCGAGGAGGAGCCGCCGAGCGCGCCCUCGGCCUAUGUCAGCAUCAUCAUCAACGACGAGACCGUGUUCCGGACGCGUACAAAGGCGCUGAGCCGGAACCCGUUCUACAAUGCCGGUACGGAGCGCUUCAUCCGCGACUGGCGCCGGACGCUCCUCAUGUUUGUCGUGCACGACUACCGGCUGCGCGAGGCCGACACGAUCCUGGGCGUCGUGGCCAUCCGGCUGACGGACCUCUUCAAGGAGACGUCGCAGGUGACGCAAUUCUUCCCCAUUGCCGGCGGCGUCGGCUACGGGCGCAUCCGGCUCAGCCUCCUCUUCCGGCCCAUCAUGGCCAUGACGCGCGUCAAGUCGAAGCUUGGCUGGAACAUUGGCACCGUGCGCCUGCUCACGUCGCCCGUGGCCACCGACUUUGUCGAGGGGACCGGCUUCACGGCGCACGACCUCCACCUCACCAGCCUUCGCGCGCGCACCCUGGCCGGCAGCAACAAGGUGUCGGCCCACCGCGCCCGCCACACCGACGACGGCAAGUCGAUCGAGUGGAAGAUCCGCGACGACGAGUUCCCGUUCCGCGUCCCGGCCCGGCGGCGGUAUGCGGCGCCGUACAUGAUCGAGUUCCGCGGGCACAAUGCGCUGGGCAAACACAAGGUGAUUGCCAUGUGCAUCGUCUGGAUGCAGGACCUGUCCGACGACGAGGUGACGUCGGAGCGCCUGCCCAUCUACCGCCCCAAGCCGGGCCACGACUUCCACCGGCUUCGGCAAAACUAUCACGACUACCGGCGCGAGGCCGAGGCCGAGGCGCUGGGCGUGGAAAAGGUGGGCUACCUCGAGGUCAAGAUGCAGUUCAAGUCCGGCCUGGGCGAGGUGCACGUCGAGCUCGAGGAAAACAGGGACGCCAAGGCCGUCAUGCAGGCGUGGCAGUGCUGCGUCGCCGCCGGGCUGAGGGACAAGAAGGGCGACUUUGCAAAGUCGCGCCUCAACACGCAGGGAUACCUCGAGGACGAGAAGAGGCAGGUCGACCUCGGCACCGAGCUGGGCGAUAGCGAGCGGGAUAGCGAUGGCGAUGGCGAUGGCGAUGGCGAUGGCGAUGGCGACAGCGACGACGGCGGCGAGAAGCGUGCGGGGACGAGACCAAAGUACGUCGAGGGAUCCAACAUGGUCAGGUCUCCCACCGCCUCGUCCGGCUCCGGUUCCGGUUCCGGUUCCGAUCACCAUCGCCACGACGACGACGACGACGACGACGACGCCGCCGGCGAGGAGGAGGAUCCGACGCUGAGGGAGAGGAUGAAGCGGUGGCGCGACGAGAAGCGCGAGCGGCAUCGGCAGCACCGCGGCGUCAAGCAGUUCAAGGCGGUGCGCACGGCCAGCUGGCUCGGCUCGUCGGCCAAGUCGGGCAGCUCGUCGCUCUUUGGCAGGCUCAAUAUCCAGGAUCGCAGGACGGCCGAUGUCGAGACGGAGCUGUGA